CAAAUCCCGGAAGCUUCAAGUGCCAACGCGUAUCUUUUGGUUUGUGAAAAGUGUCAGGAUGGCAGCUCCCGGACCUGUUCUCUGCCUCUUCGAUAUCGACGGCACCCUCACCGCUCCGCGACAGUUUUCUCAGCUGUGAUUUGAAGACAUUAGAAAGAGGACUUCUAAGAAAAUCACCAAAGAAAUGGAUGCCUUUUUACAAAAAUUGAGGCAGAAGUUAAAAAUUGGAGUAGUAGGAGGCUCAGACUUUGAGAAGGUGCGGGAGCAGCUGGGAGAUGAUGUGCUUGAAAAAUAUGAUUACGUCUUUCCAGAAAAUGGUUUGGUAGCAUACAAAGAUGGCAAAUUUCUGUGUAAGCAGAAUAUUCAGGGUCAUCUGGGUGAAGAACUAAUCCAAGAUUUAAUCAACUAUUGUCUGAGUUACAUUGCCAAGAUUAAGCUGCCAAAGAAAAGGGGCACUUUCAUUGAGUUCCGAAAUGGGAUGUUAAAUGUGUCUCCUAUCGGAAGAAGCUGCAGCCAGGAAGAACGACUUGAAUUUUAUGAACUAGAUAAAAAAGAAAAUAUAAGACAGAAAUUUGUGACUGAUCUGCAGAAAACUUUUGAAGGAAAGGGCCUUACAUUUUCUAUAGGAGGCCAAAUAAGCCUGGAUGUAUUUCCUAAUGGAUGGGAUAAGAGGUACUGUCUGAAACUUGUUGAAAAUGAUAGCUAUAAGACAAUCUAUUUCUUUGGAGACAAAACCAUGCCAGGUGGAAAUGACUAUGAAAUCUACACAGAUUCCCGAACAGUAGGAUAUGCAGUGACCAGCCCAAAGGACACACAACGAAUCUGUGAGGAGCUUUUCUUAUAACCUUUCAUUUCCUGGCCUUAAGACUGAAUGGGAAAAAGUCAUCUCGAAACUAUGGAGAAGGUUAACAAGCCUUGGAACACUGCUACAUCACCAUUUCAAACUUGAGAAAUCCUCCCUUGCCCAUCACCAAUUCAGACAUUCAAUGGAGCUUUGCCACAUGUGUUGAAAAAAAUAUUUUCCCAUUUUCUAGGGCAAAACUAAGGUGUAUAAUUGUAGUAUAUGUUUGUCCCUUUGGAGAAGUUCUCAUACUGGAACAAGAAAGGUGACAUACAAACUGACCAAACCCAGGGGUCCUGUGACAGAUGGGUUUUACCCCUUCCCAAAUUUAAAGUUGUGCAAAUACAGGUGGACCCCCCACCACAGCAAAAUAGGACAGGAAACUGUUUACUAAUGAUUCCUAUGUGAAAAAUUAUGCAGUUCAAAAUUUAAACCCACAAACCUAAAUGAAAACUGCUCCUACUGACUUUAGGAUUUAAUGAAGGCUCCUUGUUUUCCCAAAACUCUAUCGUGAGGUUGACUUACAUGUGUUCAAGGCUUUAUUCAAGUUGAAUGACUGUGUCCUCUUCUUAACCUCCAUUCAUUUUUGUGAAGCUAAUCUUGUAUGACCAGCCAGAUAAAUGGACAGAUGACAGCCAGUAGAAAAACCUGUAUCUCUGUCCAGCAUUGUUGGAAAUUCUUACUCCUAUCUGAAUAGUGCAGCUAAUCCACCUGCUGUAUAACCAUCGCAUCUGUCCCUCACUGCCUUUGAUGGAAGAAAAUGGAAAACAUUUAGCUAAGAAGUGGUUGCUGAGGCUAGAGAAGCCUUCUUCCAGCACCCUACCCUGAUGGGAGCUUUGCUUUACAGAAGCCAAGCUGGGCUCUUGAACAUCCUAAAACAAAACGGUUCUAGACCUCUCUCCAAACUUUCAGGAAACAAGUUAUUCUUGUUUAGGUUGGCUAAGAAAUGCUCUAUGCUACCUCCUACUUACUUUAAAGGUAAAGUUAAGAAAAAAAAUCCUAAUCCGUUAAACAAUGUGAAGUUUUUCAUCCCCUCUUCCAUUAUUUAUUAGGGGAAAAUGCCAUCUACUCUUGAUAAACCUCUAACAGAACUGACUGCUUUGGAAGGGGUAAUAACACCUUUGGUUUCACUUCUCUUAAUUGCUUUAAAACUUCCUUAUUUGAAUUUUUGAUGAAAAAUGGUACAAAAGCAAAAACCCUUUUGCCCAUAUCGUAAUGUGCUCCUGGAGAGUAAAAAUUUUUAAGGAAGAAAAUGAAAUGGUUAAAAAUGUCUUUUUUUAUUUAAAUCUUUUAAAAAGAAAACUCAGGCACUCCCUCUUUGCUGCUACUGAAAGAAUCAAAGGCUAGGUGGCCAUACCAGCAGCACCAGCAUCUGAAACUGGGUCUCUACUGCCAAGAUUUUGUAUCAAUCAGCUAGACUUCCCAUUGACUAGCUUUCUCUCCAGCCAGCAUCAGUCAAACCCAAUGUGGAUCUGGCCCAUAGCAUGCAAGCAAGCACAAAGAGAGGGAAGAAUAACCCUUCUACCACAGUAGACUAAUGCUGUUCCUUGCUACCUUAUACCUAGGCACUGGGCUGGGGAAAAGUUUGGAGGUGGGGAGAAAGCAGAGGGACUGAUGUUGACUCAUGAAUGUUCUCUGCUGCCCCCACCCAAAGUGUUGCACAUGGUAUUUCUGAUUAGUAAAACUCAAAAACUAUGACCAGCUAAAAGCUUGGUUUUUUAAACAUUGCAAAUGGUGUAAUGAUGUACAAAACUAUUUCAAAAUCAAAAAUAAAAUUUCACAAUUUUUAGCAAAAGCACAAA
Messenger RNA from Monodelphis domestica (gray short-tailed opossum), 2643 nucleotides. RefSeq names its product phosphomannomutase 2 (gene PMM2). Gene Ontology annotation, biological process: mannose metabolic process; GDP-mannose biosynthetic process; protein N-linked glycosylation. NCBI's taxonomy places the organism in Eukaryota, Metazoa, Chordata, Mammalia, Didelphimorphia, Didelphidae. Gene Ontology annotation, molecular function: phosphomannomutase activity. The record is from RefSeq and is a predicted model, not a curated record. Gene Ontology annotation, cellular component: cytosol.